Vitrella brassicaformis is the source of this 1461-nucleotide messenger RNA. Lineage: Eukaryota; Vitrellaceae. The record is from the annotation of a GenBank genome assembly.
GUGCAUCUUGAUUGACGGAUUUCGCGAACAGCGUCAAUAAGUCACAUAAAGCAUUCAAGGGGCUCUCUCUGACAUAUGUGUAGCACAGUAGCAUUAUCACCAUGUACCAGGGCUGAAGCUAUGUACAAUCACACGACCCCAAUCUCAUUCACCCCCCUGCUAGCUGAUGUUGUGCUGUUGUACGGGUGGUGCGUCUGGGCCACUCCCCCCGUCGGGCACAUCGACCAGAGCGACGACCGUGACGGCUUUGGUGUGUCCGGUGUAGUCGAUGGCCGUCUGGCCCGUCUUAACCUCCCACAGCUUGGCCGUCGUGUCGGACGAACACGUCACCACAUAGGCACUGUCGCUCGAGAAGAUACCGCCCCACACCCACCUGCAACGCAAUGGACGGACGCAUACGCACAGACACAGCCGGCCACGUGGCGGCCUGCCGUCACGCCGGCUGAAUGUGUGACUUAAGUACCUGAUGUGACCGAUGAGCGAGGUCUCCUUGGCGAAGCCGUCGACAUGAUAGCGCCACAGACAGGCAUUGCCUGACACACAGACGAGAGGGAGUGAGCGACCAUUCUCCCCUUCGCCGCCUCGUUGUGUGCGCCUCUCACUCACUGUCGGCCGAUGUGGUAAUCAGAUACUGCGACUGAGGGCAGAACCUAAUGCGCAGCACUGAACACACACACACCCAGACACACACACAUUGACCUUAGACGUCGCUGCCUAGCCCCCUGCUGCCGUCCACCGUGUGCCACCAUCCCAUGCUGUCUGACCGUAUGCGCUGUGGGCGUCGAUUUUCUGCAUGGGAUCGAGAGUGUCUGGCAGGUACCGCCAGACAAACAGGGUGCCCUUGUGGUUGGCCGCGGCCGCCAGCCGCCCGUCGGCCGACAGCGCGACGGUCUUGAUGGCCACGGCCUUGUCUGGCGCGAGCACCUGGCGGAUGCGGUUGGCACUGAGGUCCCAGACCUGCACGCGGCCCUCCUGGUCGCCCAGCAGCACCUCUGCUUGGUUGGCAUGCAGCGCCGCCCCGUGGACAGGCACCGGCGCGCCGGCCGUGGUGGCCAUGGUGGCCGUGGAGGUGCUCUCGUUGUCGAGUGAGAGCUGGUAGCCGGUGCCGCGGCAGUCCCAGAUCUUGACGCUGCUGUCCUCGCUGGACGAGAAGAACCAGCGGCCGGUCUUCUCGAACCCGACGCUCGUAACGUUGCUGGUGUGUCCGUCCAUGGUGCUGACGGCCGUGUUGCUGGCGGAUGCCAGGUCGAAGAGCUUCAUGAGGGGGUUGCCGGCGCAGAGCACCUGGGUCUUGUCCGGGGUGACCUCCAGGCAGUUGAUGUGUGAGUCAUUGUAGGGGAUGGUGCGGAAACACUGACCCAGGUGGGCAUUCCAGUAGCGAAGGGUGUGGUCGUAUCCGCCGGUUAUCAGCAGAGGCAGAUCCAUGAGUCGAAUGAGUCUGUCAGCGGUGGCACCCGUCAU